AUUCCUACCGGAUGAUCUAAAUGUGGAGCUAUCGUUUGUAGUGUUUUAGUUCAUUCCAACAUCACAAUUCUCUGUCCCACUAACCCCUUUUACUCCAGAACGGUGCAAUACCAUGUCUACGCCGGCUCCGAGUGGUGUAAAAGAUGCCAUGAGCGGCAACGCCGUCAAGCCAGACUUACAGGUUCCCAUUGCCAAAGCUCGGCCGCAUCGCCAGCGCCGACCAAAUUAUAAGCACAUCCACCGUCAUUCUCUUCCUUUAACUGUCCAUCCCUUGCCUCCUUUGCUACCCCAUAACCCCUUGUCAAUCAUCAGCAUUGCCCUAUCCUACCUUACCUAUCUUAUUUCUCCACCCUAUCGUGAGACAUAUUCUGCAUAUUUUGACCCUACCACAUCCUCUGUCCACGUGGUGCAUCCGAAAGCGAUUCGUGCCUUGUGGGAGAUGGGCUUCUUUGGUAAAGGAAGUCUGAGUAGAAGUGAACCUACUUGGUUGGAGCGCGAGAAGAAACGGAGAGGCUUGCUAGCGUUAGAUACCAGCGAGGAAGCUACUGGAAACAGACGAACUGAACGUCGGGAAUGGAAGUUAGAACGGGCGAGGAAGGAAAAGGAAGCGAUUGCCGAGCAGCUGCGAGCCGAAGCGGCUGCGCGCCCGAGCAAGGACGCCAUUGCAGCCCAACCCACUGAACAGGUGUCUGGUUCAGAUAUUCAUAUUAAUGGUUAUCUUAACGCCAAAAGUCCCAACAUGGGUCGCAGCUCAGUUCGGAAUUCGGCUUCACUGUCGAGUCACAGCGCGGUGAGAGAGGACGUUGAGAACUCAGCGGUCAAUGGAACCAAAAUUGUACGGUUCUCAUCAGAAGUAGAUACUAGAAAGUAUGAGAAAGAAGCAAUUUUGGAACAACCAUCCAAGCUUGAAAAGCUCGAUUCCUCGAAAGUUCAAGAUGAAGAGCAUCUUCAAUUAUCCAAUGAGGAAGCCUUUUUCCUUGCCUACGGACUUGGUGUUCUUCAAGUCUACGAUCAUAAUAUGAGUUCUGUUCUACCUAACUCUCACCUUCUAUCCUUAUUUCGUCGCCAUUCCUACUUUCCACCCCGUGAUGAGCUCAUGCAUCUGGAGCCGGAUGACCGCUUCAUCGUCUCUUACGUUGCUUAUCAUCAUUUCCGCUCUCUUGGAUGGGUUGUUCGCUCGGGGGUCAAAUUUGGUGUCGAUUUCCUACUCUAUAAUCGGGGCCCGGUGUUCUCUCAUGCAGAGUUCGCAGUCGUGGUGCUGCCUGCCUAUGAACAUCCGUACUGGAGUGAAACUGAAGAGAGACGGGCGGCCGUCGCGAAGAAACUCCCACAUACGUGGUGGUGGCUUCAUUGCGUAAACAGGGUUCAGGCUCAAGUUAAGAAGACUCUGGUCCUGUUAUAUGUGGAAAUACCGCCGACCGCUCCAGAACCCCAAGAUAUGUCAGGAGAACUUGAUAUUGGAGCACUUUUGAAAACAUAUGCAGUCCGCGAAAUGACCAUGAGGCGUUGGGUUCCAAAUCGGAGUCGGGAUUGA
This is a messenger RNA of Coccidioides posadasii C735 delta SOWgp, 1534 nucleotides long. RefSeq lists its product as uncharacterized. Gene Ontology annotation, molecular function: tRNA-intron lyase activity; nucleic acid binding. Gene Ontology annotation, cellular component: tRNA-intron endonuclease complex. Gene Ontology annotation, biological process: tRNA splicing, via endonucleolytic cleavage and ligation; tRNA-type intron splice site recognition and cleavage. Lineage: Eukaryota; Fungi; Ascomycota; Eurotiomycetes; Onygenales; Onygenaceae. The record is from RefSeq and is a predicted model, not a curated record.